Molecule: messenger RNA, 1135 nt
Organism: Lutzomyia longipalpis
Lineage: Eukaryota; Metazoa; Arthropoda; Insecta; Diptera; Psychodidae
Product: protein claret segregational-like
Exons: 2
Coding region: 504-1085 (193 amino acids)
Biological process (GO): microtubule-based movement; mitotic spindle assembly
Cellular component (GO): microtubule; microtubule organizing center; mitotic spindle
Molecular function (GO): ATP hydrolysis activity; ATP binding; microtubule binding
Source: RefSeq, a predicted model, not a curated record
AUAUAAAAAGCUUUUAAAUGUUUUGAUUGUGGUGUCACAGAAUUUUAUUAAGGAUUUUUUCAUUCUUUUUGCAAACGCUGUUCAUGUUGCACACAGAAAUAUGAGCAGGAGUCGUUCAAGAAGUCCAGUGCGGCAGAGAAGGAAUUCUCGCCAUAGAGAUUCCCCAAAUGAGAGGAGGAAGCUUCAAAGAAAAGUCAAAACGACGUUUCCGUAGUCACAGCCCACGUUGAAGGAGCCCUAAACGACGCAGUCCCAGCAGACGUGGCCCCAACUAUCGUGAGGAGCGCAAUAAUCACCGGCAGACAAAUGGAAAUGAUCACCAUCGUCGAGGUGGUCGAGUGGAGUAUUCCCGGACAAGAGACAGAAGUGCAUCACCAGCAAAACAUUUCAAAAACUCCGAGGAUAGGUGGCCGAAUGAUAAGUUUGAGGAAUCCAAUGAUUCCCGCAACAGAAGUGACAGAAGCUACCAAAGAUCAAGCAAGGCGACUGACUUGGAAAUCCGCAUGGUCAGCGCAUCAAGCAAAACGGAUGUUUAUGUGAGCAACAUAACGGAGAAGAUUGUUGAAAAUGGGCAACAAUUGAGGGCAUUGAUGGAUGCUGCCAAGCGCAAUCGAGCAACAGCCUGCACGGUUGGCAAUGAACGUUCAUCGCGUUCCCCAUACGCAAUUAUGCGCCUACAGCUGAUUGGAGUGCACGUGGGGAAGCAGGAAAAGUGCGUUGGAACCGUUAAUCUUGUGGACCUCGCAGGAUCGGAGUCCCCGAAGACCAGCACCCGAAUGGAGGAGACAAAGAAGAUCAGCAGGAGUCUCAGUGAGCUCACAAAUGUCAUCAUGGCCAUCCUCAAUAAGCAAGAACAUGUCCCUUAUCGAAACUUCAAGCUCACCCUUCUGCUAAUGCCAGCUUUGGGAGGCAAUUCAAAGACCUUGAUGGUGAUUAACGUAUCGCCUCUGCAAGGACUGCUAUGGGGAAUCGCUCAAGUCCCUUCGCUUUGCUGCUUCCGUGAAUUCCAUAAAGAUGACGAGAGUGAGGAAGAAUCGCUACUUGAACAAUGUGACCACCAGCAGCGCCUAAAUUUUUUUUUUUAAUACAAACUUCAACAAAGUCUAUUCAUUUUUUUAAUAAAAUUAACUAAAAA